UGAUAAAAUAAUGAGUGUCGGCCGUCGUGCAGAGCUGCUGUAAUUUAGCUGUUUAGUGUUUAGUGCUUAAAUUAUUAUUGUUAAGUGUUAACAUUUUUCUAUCGCACAACGUAAUAGUCAAUAGAUCAUUAAAACAGAAAAUUAUCGUCCAAUUCAAAUGACAGUCUACUAAUGCAGACCUUUAAGAUUUAUCUGCAGUACAAUCGUGACGUUGAAAUGUCUAGUAGUUAAUACGAGCAAUUUGGAAUCAGUCAACUUUGUCUCGAUUUCUAGUACUUGGCAUUCAACGCUUAUAAUUUAAGCCCUGUUAUUCUUCAUCUAUUGUGAUAAUUCGGAAUAACUAUGAGCGUGGUACAAGGUGGACUCAGCAAACUGAAGAAAAAACACAUUGGUGUGAAGAGACAGAAGGUUAAGUUAUUCCGUGCCAAUGAGCCACUGCUGUCAGUUCUCAUGUGGGGUGUAAAUCAUACUAUAAAUGAAUUGAGCCAUGUAACAAUACCAGUGAUGCUACUUCCUGAUGAUUUUCGAGCGUAUUCAAAAGUCAAAGUUGACAACCAUUUGUUCAACAAGGAGAAUAUGCCUAGCCAUUUUAAAAUCAAAGAAUACUGUCCAUUGGUGUUCCGUAAUCUGAGGGAACGUUUUGGUAUUGAUGAUCUGGAUUAUAAAGAGUCAAUGACUAGGUUCUCUGAGCAAAGCAGCUACUGUUGUCGCAAAAGUCAAAGCAAAUCUAUUAUGAUGUACAAUCGAAGAUCUUUGACUACUCCUAAUUUACAUAUGGAGACAGCUAACUAUAAGCCUAAGAAAUUGAAAGUUAAUUAUACUGAAAUUAAAAGAAGAUCACAACCUGUUUCAGCAGAUGCGACAGGCAAGAGUAACGCAGGUUUUUACUAUUCAUACGACAAAUUAUUCAUCAUUAAAACAUUAACAAGUGAAGAAGUUGAAAGAAUGCACUCAUUUUUAAAACACUAUCAUCCUUAUAUAGUUGAAAGACAUGGAAAAACUCUUCUUCCUCAAUAUUUGGGAAUGUAUCGCUUGACUGUUGAUGGCGAUGAACAUUAUGUUGUAGCCAUGAGAAAUGUGUUUAGCAAUCAUUUGGCCACACAUAGAAAAUUUGAUCUCAAAGGUUCUACAGUAGAUAGAGAAGCUUCAGAUAAGGAGAAGGAAAAAGACUUACCAACAUACAAAGACAAUGAUUUUGUCAAAGAACGUACAAAAAUAUAUAUUGGAGAUGAAGCAAAAGAUAAGUUAUUAGAAACAUUAGGAGCAGAUGUUGACUUUUUGACGGGUUUACAUUUGAUGGACUAUAGCCUGUUAUUAGGCAUACAUGAUUGUACUCGUGCAGAGCGUGAAAGGGAAGAGGCAAUUGCUAGUGGUACCGGAGAUAUUAAUGCAGAAGAAGAAGAUGAAGAUGCUGAAGACAGCGAGGGUGCUGGGAAUACAGUGACUUGGGCAAAUACUCCUCCAGAUUCUCCACAUAGUUUAUUAGCCCGCGAUACAAGUCUCUGCCAGUAUGAUGCAGCAGCUAUCAUACCUGAUCUCGAUAUUUAUGCCAUACCUAGCAGUGAAGGUGCACCAGUUCGAGAAAUUUAUUUUAUCGCAUUGAUUGAUGUACUUACACAUUAUGGCGUUAAAAAGCAGGCAGCCAAAGCAGCUAAAACAUUGAAGCAUGGAUCAAACGUGGAUGGCAUAUCAACAUGCGAUCCAGAACAAUAUGGCAAACGUUUUAUUGAGUUUUUAUCAAAAGCCAUUGAAUAAAUUAUUAUUUAAAAUUUCUUCCAUUUUGAAAACAAACAAUAUAUAGUGUGCUAAGUAUUAUUAUUUAACGCUAGUUUUGUAUACAGCAACGCUUGCUUUAAACACUAUAUAUUACUACUGGUUUGAAAUGAACGUACUUUAUUUUUUACAUAUUUUUAGAGUUUAAUUAAUUGCUAUACCUAAUUUUGUUUUUAUAUUAUUAUAACUUAUUGUGUGGCCAAAAGUUAAAUCACUAUUAUUUUAUAGUUACCUUAAGAGUUAAGAUAAAAAUACAUUAAAAAAAAAAGAAACAAAUAGUCUUAGAAUAGCACAAUUUUUUUUUAAAAAUAAUUCAUUGAAAAACUAUUUUUUCCACUUGAAAAUAAUAUGUGCCCAAACAAAAGAAACUAUAUCUCGUAAAAUAUACAAAAAAUACUAAGCAAUCAGUAAUUAAUAUUUCUUAAUUGCAUCUUGUAUGUGUUGUUGUCUAUGUGUGCCAUCACAAAAUGGUCGAUGAGAUGUUUGUUUACAAUUGCAUAACCAAUAUUCUUUGGUUUCUGCUACUUGAACUCGAACUGGUUUCAUUGUUAUUCGAAAUUUUUGAUUUUUAUGAGUACCAUCGCAAAAUGGCUGAAAUUAAAUAAAUACAAAUAUGAAAUAUUAUUAUUUUUUCUUAAUAAUAAUAAUAUUAUAACUACAGUAUGUUAUUUUAAUUUAAGUCAAUAAUACAUUAAGUUUGUAUAUAAGUCCGUGCAUACCUGUUGUCGACUCAUACCACAAGAACACCAAUUAUACUUUUUGUCUUUCUCUAGUGUAAUUUUAAAUGGCCUUUUAUCAUAAAUUACACCCAAUUGCUUUUGUUGUGCUGCUGUAUAGACAUCUUCUAAUAAGUUUUUUGGUAGUAUUUCAUCUAUUUUCUUAGAAUAAACCCUCUGGAAUAAUAUUUAUAAAUUAAUAAAUAAAACUAUCAAUAACUAUUGAGAUUUA
Molecule: messenger RNA, 2721 nt
Organism: Rhopalosiphum padi (bird cherry-oat aphid)
Lineage: Eukaryota; Metazoa; Arthropoda; Insecta; Hemiptera; Aphididae
Gene: PIP4K
Product: phosphatidylinositol 5-phosphate 4-kinase type-2 alpha
Exons: 9
Coding region: 343-1755 (470 amino acids)
Biological process (GO): phosphatidylinositol metabolic process
Molecular function (GO): phosphatidylinositol kinase activity
Source: RefSeq, a predicted model, not a curated record